AUGAAAUUUAGUCAAUCCUUAUUAUUUUUAUUAGCUUCCACCUUAGUUAAUGGUUGGUGUGACUUAUCUUCUGAUGGUAAUUACUAUUGUAGUGCCACUAAGAAAGUUACUUAUGAAGGUGUAGGUUAUUCAGGUAGUUAUCCUGAUGUUACUGCCAUGAAUGAUGAUGGAAGUUGUGAUACUACUCCAAAAUCUUUCUCCGGUAACUUAUCACCAUUAAAUGAAGAAUUAUCUUUACAUUUCAGAGGUCCUUUGAAAUUGAAACAAUUUGGGGUUUAUUAUCCAUCAUCUUCAUCAAAAGCCAAAAGAAACCAAAAGAGAGAAGAAGAUUGUGCUACUACUUUAGUUCAUAAACAUCAUUUACAUAAAAGAGCUACUAAAGUUGUUGAAGUUACUCAAACUGUAUUUGUUGAUGCUGAAGGUAACACUCAAACUGUUGCUACUUCAUCUACUUCAACUGCUGCUGCUGCAACUGGCGGUGCUGCUAGUGCUGGUAAAGAUACUACUUCUACUUCAGUAGCUACCACCACUUCUUCAACUUCAUCAGCUGCUGCUACUUCAUCAUCUUCUUCAUCUUCUGAUGAUGACGAUGAAGCUUCAGGUGACUGGACCAGAUCUUCAUACUAUACUCCAGGAACUGCCGAUAAUGUCGUUUUCUUCAACUAUAACGGUGGUUCAGGUUCAGGUGUUUGGAGUUCCGCUUUUGGUAACUCCAUUUCUUAUGCCAAUUCUGAUAUGACUGGUGGUGCUUCAUCUCCUCAAAUUAUGGAUGAUAUUACCAUUGGUUCAAACACUGAAUAUAUGAUCAUGUCAGGUGAUAAAUGUUCAGGUAACGAUUGUGGUUACUACAGACCAGGUAUUCCAGCUUACCACGGUUUCGAUGGUACUGAUAAAAUCUUUGUUUUUGAAUUCCAAAUGCCUGAAGCUUCUGGUUCAAAAACCGCUAUCAAUUAUGAUAUGCCAGCUAUUUGGGCUUUAAAUGCUAAAAUCCCAAGAACUUUACAAUAUGGUUCUGCUGACUGUACUUGUUGGCCAGAUUGUGGGGAAUUAGAUUUAUUCGAAAUCUUAUCCGCAGGUUCUGAUAAAUUAAUUUCUCACUUACAUUCCGGUCAAACUUCAAAGAGAGGUGGAGGUGGUUCUCAAGAUUAUUUCGAAAGACCAUACACUUCAACCAUUAAAGCUGCUGUUAUCUUUGAUGGUGAUGCUAUCUCAAUUGUUCAAGUUGAUGAUAGUACCAACUUUGGUUCUGGUUUAUCUCAAUCAACUGUUGAUGGAUGGAUCAGUGAAAGUGGUUCAAAAGCUUCUAUUGGUUAUUAG
Messenger RNA from Yamadazyma jaroonii, 1317 nucleotides. NCBI's taxonomy places the organism in Eukaryota, Fungi, Ascomycota, Pichiomycetes, Serinales, Debaryomycetaceae. The record is from the annotation of a GenBank genome assembly.